Messenger RNA from Micromonas commoda, 3219 nucleotides. RefSeq lists its product with no specific name. Gene Ontology annotation, biological process: transcription by RNA polymerase III. Lineage: Eukaryota; Viridiplantae; Chlorophyta; Mamiellophyceae; Mamiellales; Mamiellaceae. The record is from RefSeq and is a predicted model, not a curated record. Bases 1 to 3219 code for a protein of 1072 amino acids. Gene Ontology annotation, cellular component: transcription factor TFIIIC complex. The transcript has a single exon. Gene Ontology annotation, molecular function: protein binding.
AUGUCGGGUUAUCACGACGACGAGGAGGAGUACGAGCCGUACGAGGAAGACGAGGAGUACGACGAGUACGAGGAGGAGGCGCUCGCAGCUGCUGGCCGCGCAGUCCAGAUCGCGCCUCGUGCAUUUUCGCUCGCCGAUGAAGGGGAGGAUGAAGAGGACGAGGACGAGGACGAGGACGAGGACGACGCGCGCAUGAUGCCACCGCCGCCCCCGCGCGCGCCUCGCGGACCCGGCGUCCCCUCGUCCUCCGGCCGCGACUACGCCGCCGCGUUGGCCGGUCGCGGGACGGGACGCGACGAGGACGAAUCCGAGGAGGACGAGGAGGACGAGAACGAGGAGCUCUUCGGCGACGGCGAGGACCUCGAGACCUACCUCAAGGACGCGGGCCCAAACAGCUACAACAUCCUCGCCGACAGAAGGCGCAAGGCGCUCAGACAGAGGCACGAGGAGGAGGACGCGUUCAACCGCGAGCUGAAGGUCAAGGGCUACGAAAACUCCCAAGAUCUCAUCGACGUCACCAACGCGGACAAGCUGGAGCUCCUCGCGAAAAACCCAAACUACGCCAUGUUCUUUCAGGGCGCGGGGGGCACGGCGCCCACCGCGGGGCCCCGAGGUAAGAUCGGCAGGGGCAAGGUGCGGAGGGGCGUGAGACGAACGAGGCGCCGAGUCAUCAGCGCCGAGGCGGCGAAGAAACUCGGCGAGGCGAACCUGCUCUUCACGCAGGGCGAGGGGCAGUACACGCGGGCGAUCGAGCUGCUCACGGAGGUGAUCCGGCUGAUACCCAACGAGCCGGACGCGUACGCCACGCUGGGCACCAUCUACUCCGAGCUCAAGAACGACAAGAAGGCGCUCGAUUUCCUCAUGAUCUCAGCGCACCUCGAGCCGGGAAACAAGGAGAAGUGGAACAACCUGGCGGAGAUGUCCAUCCGCCUGAACAACCCGCGGCAGGCGCUCUACUGCCUCGGCCAGGCCUUGCGUCUGGACCCGGACGAUCACGACAACCGGUGGGACCAGGCGCGGCUGUACGUGGACAUCGGCGAGCCGAAGAGGGCGCUGGAGCAGUUUCAAAAUCUUCGCGAGCGCAUCCCGGACAACCCCGAGGUUGCCGUGGAACUCGCGAAGAUGCACUACCAGAUGGGCAACCCCGACCUCGCGGAGAGCACCCUGGACGAACUCAUGGCCGCCCACCCGACACGCGCGGACGCCACGCUGGUGAACAUCCUCGCCGAGCUGAAGAUGGAUCGCCGCGAAUUCAACCAGACUGUUUCGUUGAUCGAAUCCAGCCGCGAGCACAUGCGUUCGCUGAGCGCGCGUCAACGGGAGGCGGAGCACGCGAAGAUGGCGGGCGCGGCGGGCGCGGCGGCGUACAACGCGGCGAUCGACGAGGGCACCGACAGGGACGCCGCGUUCGACAGGGCAAAGGCUGAGACGGCUGCCAAACUCGCAAAGGAACGGGAGGCCAACCCGACGGAUAUUCCCCUCGACCUGACCACGCGCCUGGGCAUGUCCCUGCUGUACCUCGGGCGGUUCGACGAGGCGUACGCGCAGCUCGAGAAGAUCAAGGAAGAGGACGUGGAGUCGUACGAUGACCUCUACAUGGACGCGGCCGAGACGUGCUGGGCCGUGGCUAACCUCGCCGACGUCUCCGUCUCUCAGAUUGAUUCGCACAGGCUCGUGACGCAGGCGGAGUUCAUGUGGACGAAACUCCUGGACGUCCAAAAGUACGACGACGAACCCAUGUGGUCUAAGAUCGCCGAGUGCAUCCGCGUGAGGAUCGAGCGGGGCGACGGGAGCGCCCGGACGGCUUCCGCGGCUUCGCUCCGGAGCAAAGCCGCGGAGGCCGUCGUUAAAUUUUACCGGACGGUUUUGGCUCGGCACCCGGACUCGAUUCGAGCCAAGAUUCCCCUCGCGGAGGCGCUCAUCGCCGCGGGCGGGGACGAAGAAGCCGUCGAGAUGUUACCGGCCGCUUCGGACCUCGACGAUCUCGAUAAGUCCGUCGCGCUGAGGAUCCUGGACAUUCACAGGCAAAUGGGCGAAACGGGCGGCGACGACGAUUUUCUCAAGUACACGCUGCCGCUGGCGAGGCAAAGUCUGGAGGAAUUCAAGGACAAGGAGGAGGCCAAGCCGGCGAAGGCCAAGGCCAAGAAGACGAAGGGUGGGCGCAAGCGCAAGAAGGCUGAGAAGGAUGACGCCAACGAUCUCUUCAAUCUCGGGCCGCGCGGGAGGAGGAAGGCUGUCCGUGUAGAGGACGACGAGGGCGAGGACGAAGAGGACGACGAGGGCGAGGACGACGAGGUCAAGCUGCAGGAGGAGCUGGACGAUGCCGCCGCGGCGCUGGAACUCGGCGCGGAAGCCGAGGAGGAUCAGAUCCCGGAGGAGGAUUCGUUUGGCAUCAUUCUUCAGUGCGCCAGCGCGCUUCACAAGGCGAGACGAAACGAGGAGGCGUACGAGAUGAUCGAGAAGUGCCUAGCGCAGGCGAAGAGCCGCGGCCUGUCCAAGACGCAGGUUCGCGACCUGAACCACGUCAAGGCGCUGGUCUGCCACGCGCUGGGCGCCAGGAAUGUCAAGGGAAUGAAGGGGGAAGCGGCGAAGGCGGCGCGGCACGUCGCGUUGAACAACUCAACCGACGCGGAUGCCCUCAACCUCUACGUGCGGCUCGCUAUGGACGCCGGGCAGCGGGCAGAUUGCGCCAAGACGUUUCAAUCCAUCGUUUCCAUGCACGACGUGCACGGGGUGGACAGCAAGAAGAGGGUCCCCGCUCUGAUCAUGUCGGGAAUAGUGCACUCGCAGCAAGGGGCGUGGGCUACGGCGCUCGCGGAUCUCAUGCACGCCAUCGCUCUCGGGCCGGAGGAAUCCACCGCGGCGCUGAGCGGAGGCAUCGCCGCGCUGCAGUACUCCAUGAAACACAUCGAUGUUCCCGAAGCGAGGCAUCACUGGGUGCUCAAAGCCGUGGCGAUGCUGCAACACGCGGGUAGGCUUCGCGUGAAACAGGAGGGGACACGUGGCAUGCACGAGGGCGACUACAACCUCGCGAGGGGCCUGCAACAGCUCGGACUGAAUCACCUCGCGGUGCCGCUGUACGAGCGAUGCCUAGAGAAAGGCGCGGAUGAGCUACAGCAGGAAUGCGCGCAGAACCUGAGCCUGAUUUACGAGCAAAGCGGGGCUACGGCGCUGAGGGACCAGGUUCUCCGAAAAUACGUGAAUCACGAUGAAGCAUAG